Molecule: messenger RNA, 1040 nt
Organism: Musa acuminata AAA Group (dessert banana)
Lineage: Eukaryota; Viridiplantae; Streptophyta; Magnoliopsida; Zingiberales; Musaceae
Product: probable tRNA-splicing endonuclease subunit Sen2
Exons: 1
Coding region: 146-892 (248 amino acids)
Biological process (GO): tRNA splicing, via endonucleolytic cleavage and ligation; tRNA-type intron splice site recognition and cleavage
Cellular component (GO): tRNA-intron endonuclease complex
Molecular function (GO): tRNA-intron lyase activity; nucleic acid binding
Source: RefSeq, a predicted model, not a curated record
ACCUUCGUAGGUUUCAUCUCGUCUCGUCACCUUGUUCUUCAGAUCGGAGCCGCGGAUCGGUUGAAGACUACCCCUUGUCUCUUUGAUCCCGACUUUCUCCAAGUCUUCUGCUUUCUGUUUCCGUGUUCCUUGGUCUUCCUCUGGCAUGGAAUUGACCGGACCAAGAUGGAAGGGAAAGGGGUUUGCGGAGACAGCUCUUGCGAAUCCCAUGUCGGAAAUUGUCUCUCGAUUGCGAACCUCUUUAAGUCCAUCGAUGCCAAAUGCGUUGCUUUCUGGUUGCAUUGCUCUUCUCGAAGCCGAACCGGAGGCCGCUGACCUUCUCGAGCGAGCCUCGAUCGGCAAAAACAUCACCACCUUCGGACGGGACAAGCAGUGCUUCCAGUUGGGUCCGGAGGAGUCCUUCUACUUGUAUCAUGGUCUGACGUGCAUCAGGAUUUCGAGGGAGGACGGAACUGCCAUGGCAGAUGCAGAGCUGUGGAACCACUUCUGCUCUCAAAGGAAAGCGUUCCCCGAGCUCUACAAGGCGUACUCACAUCUGAGAUCGAAGAAUUGGGUGGUGCGCUCGGGCACUCAUUAUGGCGCAGACUUCGUGGCUUACAGGCAUCACCCUGCACUCGUUCACGCAGAGUACGCAGUGCUUGUUAUACCAGAGAAUGAUGGCAAGGCUAGCAGUACUCGUUUGAGUGCAUGGCCUGACCUUUGCUGCUCUCUACGUUUGAGUGGCUCUGUUGCAAAGACGCUGCUAAUUCUCUAUGUGAGCAGCUGCAGUAGGGAUAGGAGUUCAGUGUGCAGCUCGGAGGAAUUUAGUGUCGACGAGCGAAUCAUCCGAAGAUGGAUCCCAGAGAGGUCUCGAGAGGGCAAAUGCUUGGCGGGAGAUGAUGAAGUUCAAUGAAAGGAUUCCGACUUUCUGAUUAUGUAGCUCCAUUUGUGUUCUGUUGAUGAAAAUGAUCCAGUGAAUGAAUGCAGACGAGUGGAUAAGAUAUCUUGAGCUAGAAUUUAGUAUAGUUGUGGUUCAGACUGGAUGAAUGAUGUUUUAAUCC